This is a messenger RNA of Ipomoea triloba (trilobed morning glory), 1423 nucleotides long. RefSeq lists its product as uncharacterized. The transcript has a single exon. The record is from RefSeq and is a predicted model, not a curated record. The coding region runs from base 260 to 1240 and encodes 326 amino acids. NCBI's taxonomy places the organism in Eukaryota, Viridiplantae, Streptophyta, Magnoliopsida, Solanales, Convolvulaceae.
GCGUAAAGACCUUCACGCUCAGUUUAAACUUUAAAGUACCCAACACUUCUCUUCUCUUCUCUUCUCUUCACUCCCAAACAAGAAAAGAACAUUUCUUUUUUCGGUUAUGAGUGGCCUGCACACCUCUCAAGUCUCACCUCCUUUAUUAUUCUAUAAUUUCCAAGCUUUUCUUCCUUUCAUUUGUUCCAAUUGUCCCAAACCCCCUCCUCUCCAUUAUUUUCUGCUAUAAAUCUAUGCAAGAUUAUAUCUUUCUUGAAUAAUGAAAAUGGGAGAGAAUGGGUGUGAGGAAGAGGAAUGGAUGCUUUCGAAUUUAGUCGAAAACGAAAAGGUUACAGAGAAUGAGGAAGAAGAAGAAGAAGCGUUGUCGCUGUGUGAUCUUCCUAAUAAAGAAGAGAAUCAGCCCAAGAAAGAAUCUCCGGGAGCCUGCGGCGGCGAAUCUCAAGAAGACGACGACUUUGAUUUUUUCUGGCGGGGUGGCUCUUCUUCCUUUAAGGAAUCAGAAAUGUGCGCGGCGGAUGAGGUGUUCUUUCAAGGCCAGAUUUUGCCCCUCCGCCACUCAAUCAGCUCCGACGGCGCCUCUUUCAAGAACAACGGCGGCCGCUGCCAUUCUUUCCGGUACACAAGUAGCAGAAGUAGCAGCGUCAGAAGCCUCCGGUCAUCUAGCAGCGGCAGUUCAUCAACCAGCACCGCCACAACCACGACCAUACAUUCCAAGUAUUACAACAAAAACAGCAAGAAACAGCAACCCAACAUUAUUCGAAACCAAAGUACUCCCCAGGUUCGAUUCUCCAAGGUUGUCUCAAACAACAAUAAUUGCAGCAGCCGAAAGUCGAUUACCCUCUGGAGCCUUUUCCGCGCCGGCCUCGUUUCCACGCCGGAAAUUGAUUUCCAGGACCUCAAAAUCCGACAACACAAACCCUUUGGCAGUCGCAACAGCAGCAACAACAACACCGACGCUAAAGUGAGCGUUAAGCGGAAUUUGAAGCAAAGAUUUUCCGACAAGAACAUGAUCUUAUUCGGCGGCGCUUGCAGUUGUUCAGUUAACGAUGUCCGAACAGUCCCUCCAAGAACGGCGACUACUGUCGGACGAAAUUCCAGUGCAAAAGAGGCGCAUAAUGAAGACAAGAACAGCGAGACAACAAAGGUGAUGAGAAAACAAUCCAUGUCGCGCCGUCUCAGAACCUUUGAAUGGCUAAAGCAGCUUUCACUAGAAGGUCCUGCAACCACGACAACAUUGUAGCUAGCUAGAUUCAAAAAUAGUAUCACCCUGCCUGGUAAACCUAGUUCAAGUAGUGGACCAUCUGACGUAAAGUCAGCAUUACAGCAAAACCAACAAUGUCUUAAUUCUUGGAGCUAAUAAGACUCCACAAGUUAAUGUUUGGAACACUUAACUUAAUUCCAUUAGAGCAAACUACUCAAUUUA